Klebsormidium nitens is the source of this 2527-nucleotide messenger RNA. The record is from the annotation of a GenBank genome assembly. Lineage: Eukaryota; Viridiplantae; Streptophyta; Klebsormidiophyceae; Klebsormidiales; Klebsormidiaceae.
AUGUGACCACCCUAGCCCUGAGCCAGGGGAUCCGCAUUGCAUGGAUCAAUGGCUGCUGGGGCUCCUGCAGCUUCCUCUUCCGCCUUCCUUCUGCAGUGCUAAUCGAGCUUAGGCGGCCGCGUGUGCGGGAUUAAGCCAGGUAAUCGGUGAACGCCACGCCGUGUGCUACGGGUGGUCAUGGCCCCAAAAAGCGCCAAGGACAAGGCGGCCCGCGAGGACGCCGCGAAAGAAGCGGCGGAGGCGCGCUACAAGCAGUGGAAGCGGCUUGUGCCGGUGCUGUAUGAUUCCUUCACCAACAACAACUUGGUCUGGCCCUCCCUCAGCUGCAGAUGGGGUCCCCAAGUGGAGAACUACACAUACAAGGUCAAGCAGAGGGCCUACCUGUCAGAACAGACGGAUGGCAGCGUGCCCAACACGCUGGUUGUCGCGAACGUGGAGAUUCCGCGGCCGCACGUGGCGGACGCAGAGUCGAUGCAGAGCUUCAACUACGAUGCACGCUCCCCGCUCGUCAAGAAGUACAAGACCAUCAUCCAUCCUGGGGAGGUGAACCGGAUCCGCGAGUACCCAGAAGCGCAGAACAUUGUCGCGACACACUCUGACAGCCCCAUGGUGUACGUUUGGAAUGUCGACACGCAGCCGGAGCGUGGCGCGGACGCCAAGGUCGCGGGCAGCGCAGCCAGCGUGCCGGACCUCCAGCUGACGGGGCAUAAACAGUUUGCGGAGUUUGCGCUCGCGUUCCACCCCAAGGAGCCGCGGCUCAUCAGCGGGGGCCGAGACGGAGAAGUCCUUUUGUGGCACCUCGCGGACCAGAUGACGUCACUCGCAAGCACCUCAGCAGAGGCGCCCCCUGCGGACGGCGGCGGCGCCGGCCGCAAGAGCGUCAACAGCGGGGGGCUGGGCGGGCUGGACGGGGACACCCCCACAAAGGCGACAGAGGUGGCGGAGCGCGGUCGGUUUCCAGGGCACACCGACACGAUUGAGGACGUCGUGUUCCGGCCCAGCAGCGGGGACGAGUUCUGCAGCGUGGGGGACGACGCGGCAAUCAUCUUUUGGGACGCGCGGCAGGAGGGGGGCAAGCCGGCGGCCAAGGUGGCGUCAGCGCAUGAUGACGACAUCCACUGCGUGGACUGGAGCGCGGAGGACGAGCACGCGGUGCUGACGGGCGGGGCAGACCACAGCGUGCGCCUGUUCGACCGGCGCAAGCUCGCGGCGAAGGGCAAAGCCGCGGUUGUCGCCACGUUUGCGGCGCACACAGCAGCCAUUUUGAAUGUUCAGUGGUGUCCGCAUCGGAAGGGCGUGUUUGCGAGCGGGGGGGAGGAUGGUCUGGUCAUGGUGUGGGAUGCGGAGAGGGCGGGCGCGGCGCAGAACGGCAGCGGGAACGGGCGGCAGCCGCCGGAGCUCAUGUUCCAGCACGCAGGCCAUCGGGACAAGGUGGUUGACUUCCAGUGGAACACGGCGGACCCGUGGACCAUCCUGAGCGUCAGCGAUGACAUCAGCUUUGCCGGGGGGGGUGGCGCACUGCAGAUUUGGCGCAUGAACGACCUGAUCUACAAGCCUGAGGAGGAGGCCCUGGGCGAGCUCAAGCGCCACCGCGACUACGUCACUGGGAAGACCAACCGCGUGCCCGACAAGGCCCCAAAGACUGCGGAAGUUCCUCCAAAACUAGAAGAACCAACGGACAUGGAUACGGAAGCUAAGACGGAAGCUAAGACGGAAGAUAAGACGGAAGGUAAGACGGAGGAUAAGACGGAAGCAGAGCCCAAGCAAACAGCGGAGGAAGCGGACAUUGAAGAGGCUUCGGAAGCCAAACCGGAAACGGAUUCAAAGGCGGCAGAGACAGCGGAGACGCCUGCAGAGACGGCAGAGGAGGUUCGAAAAGAACCAGAGGUCGCAACGCAAGAAGGACCCGCAGAUGAAGGGAACAACGCGGGGGAAAGUACGGAGCAACUAGAGGAGAGGCUCCCGAGUGCGGAGGCAGCUGAGGCGCCGGUUGACGGCGCUGCGAACGGAGCGGAGAACCGAGGAGGAAACGAGGGAGAGAAAGAGGGAGGAAACGAGGAACAAAACGAGGAACAAAACGAGGGACAAAACGAGGGGGUUCAAGAGGAAGGAAACGAGAGAGAAAGGGAUGGGGGGGAAGCGGAUGACACAAUGGAAGUAACUGCGAGCGGAGCAGAAGAGGCGCAUGAAGAGAAAGGCGAGGUCGCUGCAGGAGGCGGUGACGUGGACAUGGCGGAAGCACCGAGGGAGCUGGAAGAGCCAUAUUAUCCUGAGGCAGAGGAGGAGCGUGCCUCAGAAGGUGCAGGGAAAAAGGAGGGGACCGAUGGCGUCGUGCAAGGAUGAUUGGACAUUUUGGGGUACUCCGAUUCUCUGCCGGCUCUAUUAUUUGACCGGGCGUUCACAAUUAUCGAUGCUGACAGAUCCUGUAAGAGACGUCAAUGAAGAGCAUGAGUGGUCGCAAGAGGCUGCUUGAUCGGUCAUAAAUCGCGUCUAAUCUGACUCCUCAUCGGAAGCCAUUUUUUCUGAU